CCUGACACUGACACUUCUCUUCUCAGCCUCCGCAGCCUGCUCUCCUGCUCACGUCCUGCUGCCGCUCCAGAGUCUUCAGCACCUCAGUUUCAGCAUCAUGGAUUCUUCAGACGCAGUAGUGAAGGUGGCUGCACUGGGUCGACCUUUCACCUUAGGAAUGAUGUACAACGCCCGGACUCAAAAGCCGGUGCCAGGUGUGUCACUGUGGAACCCAAAAGUCCUGGCCAAGAACACGGUGGAGACUGGAAAACCCAGCAGCCAGUUCCAGGUCCUGGCUUCAGACUCUCUGGAGUCCAAGACUUCACUGUUGGACUUUGAUGCGUCUCUGAAGGCCAGUUUCCUCGGAGGACUGAUCGAAGUCAGUGGCUCCGCUAAAUACCUCAACGACCACAAGAAGUUCAAGAAUCAGUGCAGGGCCACCUUCCAGUACCAGGCCUCCACUGUGUUCAGGGAGCUGGCAUUGACCUCUUUGAGGAAACUAGAUGACCAGCAGAGGGAGCUCAUCGACAUGAACCUCGCCACUCAUGUGGUCACCGCCAUUGUCUACGGCGCCAACGCUUUCUUCACGUUUGACAGUGAGAAGUUGGAGUCCAGCUCAGUCCAGAACAUCCAGGGUCAGAUUCACGCGGUGAUGAAAAAAAUCCCAUUAUUCAAUAUUGAGGGUCAAGUUGACAUCAAACUGUCGGAGACAGAGAAAGAUUUGACCAACAAAUUCUCCUGCACCUUCUACGGGGACGUCCUUCUGGAGAGCAACCCUUCUACAUUUGAGGAAGCUGUGAAGACCUGUGCGAACCUUCCUAAGCUGCUGAGGGAGAACAAGGACGCCGUGGCUCCACUGACGGUCUGGAUGCUUCCCCUCGUGAAGCUGUACCCCAAAGCUCCUGUGGUGACAAAGCACAUCACCCCUCAGUUAGCAAGGAAAGCAGUCGAGGUUCUGGAGGAUCUGAGGCACUUCCAGAGCGAGUGCAAUGAAGCGCAGACUGAGGUCAUGGCCCAGGCCUUCCCUGAUCUUGGCCGCAUGUUGCUCCUAUUCAAUAACCUCUGUAGCUGCUACAUCGAGGUUCUCCAGCAAGAUUUGUCAGCCAAACUCCCUGCGCUCCGUGGAGGUUCGGGGGACGAAAAGGAGCUGAUGCGUAUUUUCCAGGACAGAGACACAUCACCUUUCAGGCAGGAGAAGCUCAGACAGUGGAUGGACCACAGACUGCAGGAUAUUAUGUUGAUGCACUCCAUUGUGCGUAUGAUGGACGGCACGAAUGUGAAGCUUGUCAAGAGUCAGUCAGAGUUGGACAGAGAGCUUCUGGAUGCAAAUGUCCACGAUGCCCUCUGCUACGUCUUCACAUCCCUGGACACCAAGGAUCCACAGCUGGAAGAAAUGGCGAAGUACCUGGAUUCCAGUCUGGACCCUGGACAAGAGACGGCUGUGCCCAGAUCCUGGUCCCUCUCCCCCAUCGUACGUAAAAAGGCCAACCACAUCCGUGAGAUGGCAGCAGCUCUGAAGGGCAGCAGGGGUGUGAAGUUCUUCAUGGCCAUCUUGCCAAAUGCCAAAUAUGAGGGCGCCACCAUCUACCAUUACCACAGUGGUGCACUGGUGACUGACGACUUCUCCAGGCCGAAGCCUCCUGGUAACCCAAGGAACAUCACAAACAAACAAGAUCUCAUGUGGUACGCUGUUGACCUCACCUUGGACCUGAACACAGCCAACCCGUUCAUCGUUGUGUCCGACAACAAGAAGAAAGCCACACAUGGAGCAGAACAGAAGUACCCAGAUCAUCCAGAGCGCUUUGACCAGGUGCACCAGGUGAUGUGCUGCGAGGGACUGACCGGCCGCUGCUACUGGGAGGUGGAGUGGAGCGACGGGAUCCACACGGACGUCUGUGUUGGGGUAGCAUACAAGAGGAUGGACCGCAAGGAAGGGCAGGCUAGCUGGUUUGGAAAAAACCCAGAGUCCUGGUGUUUCGGGAAAUACAACCCUCACGGCGCAUCCUUUUGGGGCCAUGACGAUGGGUGGUUUGAGAUCCCACUGCCCUCCACGGGCAUCAAGCGAGUGGGGGUGUUUCUGGACUGGCCGGGUGGCACUCUGAGCUUCUACCAGGUCUCCUCCUGUGAGCUGACUCACCUGCUCACUUUCACCAGCAGUUUCAUAGCUCCAGUUUUCCCAGGGAGCCGCCUGGAAAGCAAAGGCACCUCCAUCCACUUCUGCCCAGUUGAGUGAGUCAGCGCCACCUGCUGGCCACCCUGCCAACUGACCUGAUCUGAUUGGUCAGUUGAUCAAGCUUGUGAUGUCAUUAAGCUUUUUGUCUGCAAC
Molecule: messenger RNA, 2305 nt
Organism: Synchiropus splendidus (mandarinfish)
Lineage: Eukaryota; Metazoa; Chordata; Actinopteri; Syngnathiformes; Callionymidae
Product: neoverrucotoxin subunit alpha-like
Exons: 4
Coding region: 98-2212 (704 amino acids)
Molecular function (GO): protein binding
Source: RefSeq, a predicted model, not a curated record